UUGCAAGUCGCUUAGUUACUGACGUCACUUCCGCAUUGAAAGCGUCUUGGAAAGGCGCAAGCUUGUGUGGUGAAUAUUUCUGUUUCGAGAAUUUCCUAUUGAUAAACGCCACUCGAAAAAGCGCGUUACUGUUGAUUUAUCUCCGGGCAGGGAGGGAAAACGAGACGACAGUGGCUCCUUGUCAACAACCGAGGGCCACAAAUGGGCCGGGUGCCGCUGAACUACCUGCUGCUGGGUGGUCAGGUGCUGCUCUUUGUGACCGCUGUGCUGCUGCAGAGUCUCGAAGGGAUCCUGUCCCAAAACGCCACCGGCUCUGCAGAUUCGGAGAACGGAACCGAAGACAACAGCAGCAUAUCCUGGGACUAUAAAGACCCGACGUCUCCGUUGGUGUUGUGUAGUUACUUGCCAGAGGAAUUCAUUGAAUGUGAUGAGCCUGUGGAUCACGCAGGGAAUGUUUCAGCCCAGGCAGGACUUGGACAUGGAUGUGUAAAGUUUGGUGGUCAGGCGUACAUAGACGUAGAACAUACCCAAGUGACCUGUAGAGCACUGGAUGGGAUAGAAUGUGCUGAACCAAGAACAUUUCUGCGAGGGAACCAGCCAUGCAUUAAGUACACAGGACAUUACUUCAUAACGACUCUGCUUUAUUCUUUUUUCCUUGGCUGUUUUGGCGUGGAUCGCUUCUGCUUGGGUCACACUGGAACAGCAGUUGGGAAGCUUCUUACACUAGGAGGCCUGGGAAUCUGGUGGUUUGUGGAUCUAAUAUUGUUGAUCACAGGUGGGCUGAUACCCAGUGAUGGCAGUAAUUGGUGCACAUUCUAUUAAACAAAAACUGAGCAGUUUGUUUCAGAAUGAACCAAUGGUUGAGGUGAGAAGUUUCCAAAAUAGGUGACUAAUAUGAGGAUGCACUAUAGCCAGCAUAAAAGACAACACACGCUUGGAAUAUAGCUGGUUGUACCCUAGUGGACCUGCAUGCUGCUGAAAAAAAUGGAGAAAGUUUUAAAAGUAUUGUGUUGUCAAGACGAAGAUGAAAUUUUUGGCUUUGAAGAUAAACAGUUCGUCAUCAUUUGGCACACUUAUCCCUAUGCAGGAGGUAUAUAAUUUUUCUUUCAUUGUUUUACCUUGAAUAUCAUCUUUUUCCAGUCUAAUUUAUAACUGAUCAUGUAAUACUGCAGUCAGGGGUAUAGCAAAGGCCCUGUAGCCAAAGGUUGGGCCUAUUUUAUUUUACUGUAUUCUCAUACAGUUCAUGAAACCAAAAGUACACCUCUCCCUGUACCCCUAGGGUACACAGUUGGCCUCUCUGUAAUAUAUUAAGCUUGAAAUGGAAAAAAAAAAUCUUACAUCUUUGUACAUUGAAAAGUAAAAUCUAAUGCUUUCACAACAGUUUUGUGCCUUUGUACAUAUCUAGCAAUAAUGGUAUUUCUCUUCAGUACUCUUUCAAAAUGUGUAUAUAUUAUGUAAUUGGUUGGCUUGUGCUUUUCUCUGCCAGGACACCGGUUUUGCAACAGUUAGUGUCCCUUACCAGAUCACUAUCUUAGUGUUGUAUCAUUUAGGUUUUAUUCCUUUUGUUCCCAUUAAUUUGUCAAAUGAAGAUUUUGUUUGGGCGUUUUUCAAUUGGCAAACUGUUUUAUUAAUUAUUGUUCCCAAAGUAACUAAAUGAGCAUAGUAGUGGUGCUUUCAGAGCAAUGAAAACCAGAGGCCUUUUCUUUUUGGCUGAAAUGAAGGGAUGGAAGCUUAUGGAUAUUUGUUAUAAAAUAGAACCAAUCUCUCUGUUUUGAAUUUUUUUUUUUUUAA
Polypterus senegalus (gray bichir) is the source of this 1791-nucleotide messenger RNA. RefSeq names its product TM2 domain containing 2 (gene tm2d2). The transcript has 4 exons. Lineage: Eukaryota; Metazoa; Chordata; Cladistia; Polypteriformes; Polypteridae. The coding region runs from base 202 to 822 and encodes 206 amino acids. The record is from RefSeq and is a predicted model, not a curated record.